AUGGGGUUAACAUGGUCAUUAGAAAUUGUGAAAUCUAGUUAUCAUGUUAAUACAGGUGAAUUUGAUAAUUUUGAAACAUCUAAUUCAGCUUCAUCUGAUGAUAGUAGUAGUAAUGAUAGUUCAUCUGAAAAUGGUAAUGACAAGGAUGAUUCAGAUUCUGGGGAAUCAACAUUGAAUCCUGAAUUUGUUGAACUCACAUCAAUGAUGAAAACUUCAUUGAAUCAAGAAAACAGAAUCAAUAACUUAAAUUGUACUAAGAUAAAAAUAAAUAACAAGUUGAAUGUUGCAGCAAAUCAUAAUUCAUGUCCUAUGUCAUUAGAACAAUUUUUGGGUGGUGGAGAAAAAGAAGAAAAUGAUGAUGAAAAUGGUUCCUCAUCAUAA
This is a messenger RNA of Entrophospora sp. SA101, 381 nucleotides long. NCBI's taxonomy places the organism in Eukaryota, Fungi, Glomeromycota, Glomeromycetes, Entrophosporales, Entrophosporaceae. The record is from the annotation of a GenBank genome assembly.